UCAGCACCUUACAUUCGACCGAGGUCUUUUCUCCGGAUGACAUGGCUUCUGAGGAAUUUGAUGGAGGAUUAGCGGCAGCGUGUGUGAUCUUGGGCCUAUGCUUUCUGGUUGGGAUCCCUGGCAACCUACUGGUGAUCUGGACCAUCCUACAUCACGUGAAGCAACGCUCGCACACAGUGGUACUCAUCCUUCACCUUGCUGUCGCUGACCUUCUGGUGCUCAUCACACUGCCUCUGUGGAUCUAUUCAUUGGCCAAAUCUUGGGUCUUUGGAGAGAUCUGCUGCAAAGUCAUGUAUUUCAUGAUCAAUGCCUGUAUGUAUGGAAGCGUUUUCUUAAUUACCCUCAUGAGCGUGGAGCGUUUUUUGUCCGUGCGUUAUCCUUUCACCUCAGCUGUUUGGAAGAGGAAAAAUGCCUUAAGUAAAGCACUGCUGUUCCUUUGGACUGCCGCCUUCUUGUUCAGUGUGCCCGCACUCAUCACGCGGGUUAUCGAUAAGGAGGAUUCAGGAGAGGAGCACUGUUUGUACAGCCAGUACACCUCAGACACACAGGAGUUAGUGUGUGUGCUGCUGGAGACCCUGGUGGGCUAUGUAUUGCCAUUCUCCAUCCUGGUGGUGUGCUAUGGAUGCCUGUCUAGCCGCAUUUCUCAGAUGAAUUUCAAGUCCAAGCGCAAGUCUACGAUCCUCAUCGCCAGCGUGGUGGUAUUUUUCGCCAUUUGCUGGACGCCCUACCACAUCGGAAACUUACUCUCAUUGGUUACCCUUGCCACGGCUAAUUCUUUCCCAGAUAUUGGGAAUCAUUUGGAGGAUGUGCGAAACAACAUGGUUUACAUCAGCGGAGCAAUGGUUUUUAUCAGCAGCACAAUCAACCCUGUUCUGUACAUGUUUGCUGCCCGCUCCUUUCGCAGUUCUUUAGGUGACACUGGCAUCCGCAAGCUCUUCCGGCACAUUUCCAGUACCUCUCCAGGUGAGGGCAACAAGGAGUUCUCCUUUGUGUCCAAGAGACAAAACAAUCAGACCAGCAGCUCUCAGUGUAAUUCUGAGACAAAGGAGCAAAGUGACAUUUGUGGAAACAACAUAUCCUAGCAACAUGAGCAAAUUGUGCGUGUAUAUGCAUAUGCAGCAUAUAUAUUAUCAACCAGUUUCCUUUUUGGUAUCGUAUUUGAAAUGUAACUCUUACGUACUAUGUAAAUUUACUAACAUGAAAAUAAGAGUGCAAGAUCUAAAUCUUCAAAAAAUUCAUGUUAGACUUAUGUAUGUAUACAAAAUAUUAAUGUGCAAUUUAAUACCACCAUAAACUACAAAUGCACUGAUAAAAAAUUAAAAAUAAAACAAGUACUUCUCUAAUAGUCAUUGGCUGGGAACCGAUUCAGGGUGUACCCUGCCUAGUGCCCAUACUUAGCUGGGAUAGGCCCCAAGACCCCUACAACCCUCGUGAGGAUAGUGGAGGUAUUACCAGCACAAUUACCUCAUAGUUCUGAGGUUAAGGGUUUGAAUCUGGGCUCCAUGUGGAGUUGUUGUUUUUUUUUUUUUUUUUCCUUCUGGCGUUCUACUGGAUUGCAAAACAUGUAUCUCAAGGUGAAGUGAAGACUUGAUGAGAGUGUGAAUGGCUGUUUGAUUUUGUUUGACUGUAUGCCAUCUGCUAUUUGUAAAAUUCUGGAAUUUAAGUACCUGACUACCUGUGUGUCUGUAUUUAAGAGUUUUUUUUUCUGAAAUGCAGUACUCAUCACAAUACAGUACAAUUCAGAUGAACAGUGUUUAAAGUAAGAUGAAAUAUAAUUGUUUGUGUACCUGCAAAAUAUGUAUUGACACAUUUUUGUAUUGCAAAUCUGAAGAUUAAAAAAAAAAACAUUUGCGUUUUUUGUAUAAAUGUAGUACGAAAUGAAAAUUAACUUGUCUCCAGUACAACCGUUCAACUGUGCAUUUCAACUGUCUUUUCUUUGUUAGUAUUAUGAGAAGUGAACCCACCAUUUUACUUUUACACAUUU
Molecule: messenger RNA, 1984 nt
Organism: Corythoichthys intestinalis (scribbled pipefish)
Lineage: Eukaryota; Metazoa; Chordata; Actinopteri; Syngnathiformes; Syngnathidae
Exons: 1
Coding region: 42-1082 (346 amino acids)
Biological process (GO): cell chemotaxis; G protein-coupled receptor signaling pathway; calcium-mediated signaling
Cellular component (GO): membrane; external side of plasma membrane
Molecular function (GO): C-C chemokine binding; C-C chemokine receptor activity
Source: RefSeq, a predicted model, not a curated record